Rhodotorula toruloides NP11 is the source of this 2775-nucleotide messenger RNA. RefSeq names its product Glycosyl transferase, family 2. The coding region runs from base 1 to 2775 and encodes 924 amino acids. The transcript has 13 exons. The record is from RefSeq and is a predicted model, not a curated record. Lineage: Eukaryota; Fungi; Basidiomycota; Microbotryomycetes; Sporidiobolales; Sporidiobolaceae.
AUGGCGACGACGACGACUGUGGCCGCACCCCCGAUGGAGCGACAGCACUCGGAGGCGUGGACAGAGUCGACGAGCACUUCAACCAACCGUCCUCUCUCCUUCACGCCUACUGCCUCUCGCCGCCCAUCCCACCUCUCUCUUGCGUCCCGCCGAUCAAGUUAUGCCGACAGCCACCGUCGCUUGCGGUCCAUCCGCUCCGUCUCGGUCGUCAGCGAACUCGGCGCAGACCUCGCCGCGAUCGCCAAGGCGCACAAGAAGCAGUACCUCAUGUCGGAGCACAUCUACCGACGAUGCGAUGCGCUGGGCUGGUUCCCAGACGCAGACUGGGGCAACAUCGUCGCCGUGCGCGCGACAGUCGGAACCGCUGGAUCGAGUUCCUACGCCUCGUACCCGCCCGCGAACGAAGUCGACGGCGCAGACGUCCUUCUGGAAGGACUCGCGACGAUCAAUGCUGAAGCGGCGGUCAUCGUCUCCAGCCACGUCGUGCGGAGCAUCUUGCAGACGAUCGAUGAUUCGCAGGAACGAAUCACCCUCAACGACGACGUUUCCAUCCAGAUCCUCGACACCCUCGAGGACCUUAAGGGCGCCAAGCGGCAUCAGUACGCCGCCUUUAUCCGCUCGAACCUCGCACUCGUCCUCUGGAGCGACGACGUCACGACCCUCAUUCCGAACGGCCAGACGAUCUCGGAGCUCAUGCUCGAGUACAUCUGGAAGCAGCAAGACGACCCUACCGACGUCGAGGACGAGGCGGAGCAGGAGGACGUGGCCAAGAAGGACGACGUCGACCUCGAGGCGGCGGAAGAAGCGCAGACCGAAGCGUUUAAGCGACGACCAGUCGGCCUCCUCUCGCCCCUCCACGUCGGUCUCGCACUCGGUAUCAACAUCUUCGUCUCGCUCAACACGCUGCGGAUCCUCAUCACCGAGUACUUGACCGACGGAUACUGGCCUCGUCUCCUCAUCGCCCUCGCCAUCCCCUUCCAGUUCUGCGUCUCGCAGUUCUUCUGCGUCAUCGUGGUCGCCAUCAUCCUCCAGCUCCUCGGACCCGUCAAGCAGAUGUCGAUGUGCAACCGGUACUACUCCGGCGUCAAGCCGCCCAGGAUGAAGGGCCCGCUCCCCGACUUUACGAUUCUCAUGCCGGUCUACAAGGAGGGACUCGAGUCCGUCCUUCAACCGACUAUCCGGUCGCUUCAGGAAGCGAUCAAGACGUACGAACUGCAGGGCGGUUCCGUCAGCAUCCUCGUCUGUGACGACGGUAUGCAGCUCCUCAACGAGCGUGACUUUGCGACUCGCAAGGCCUUCUACGAGGCGAACGCGAUCGCCUACGUCGCUCGACCGGGACACGGCAAGCACUACAAGCGUGCGGGACGCUUCAAGAAGUCGUCCAACCUCAACGUCGCGCUCGAGCUCUCGAUCGACGUCGAAAAGCGCAUGAAGGCUCGCAGGCCGAGCCGGCUGCCCGAUAACCCUUGGACGCACGAGGAGGAGCAGGCGCUGUACGAGGUGUGCUUGCAGGAGGCCGUCGCCAAGACGCAGCGCGUCAUUCCGGCUGAGACGGAGAAGGAGAAGGAGGCACCUCGCACGCUGGGCGUGUGGGCGGCGGGCAACAUUCGCAUUGGCGAGUUGAUCCUCAUCAUCGACUCCGACACGCGAGUACCCGCCGACUGCUUCCUCGACGCUGCAUCUGAGAUGCACUGGUCCCCCGAAUGCUCGAUCAUCCAGCACGUCUCCGACGUCAUGAUCGUCGCCAACAACUUCUUCGAAAACGGUAUCGCCUUCUUCACCCGUCUCGUCAACACCUCGAUCUCGUGGGUCGUCGCGAACGGCGAUGUCGGCUGUUUCGUCGGUCACAACGCCUUUAUCCGCUGGUCGGCUUUGCAGGAGAUUGCGCAGUGGAAGGAGGACGAGAAAAGGUGGCAGAUUUGGUCCGAGUCGCAUGUGUCGGAGGACUUUGACUGCGCCCUUCGCAUGCUCGUCGCUGGUUACGAUGUUCGCUGGGCGACCUACUCGAACGGCGGCUUCCAGGAGGGAGUGUCGCUUUCGGCCGAUGACGAGAUCAACCGUUGGCAGAAGUACGCUUUCGGCGUCUCGGAGCUGUUGCUCCAUCGCUUCAAGGACUGGCCGACCAAGGGGCCCUUCACGCCGAUGGCCAAGCACUUCUUCUGGAGCUCGAACUUGCCGAUCCACUACAAGUUCUCGAGUUGGGCGUACAUGAUGAGUUACUACGGUAUCUCGGUCGCCUUCCCUCUCUCCGUCGCUGGCUACAUCCUCUACGGUCUCUACAUCCCGAGUCUCGACAACGCCUACCUCCCGUCGUGGAAGGUCAACGUCUCGCUCUUCGUCGUCUUCGGUUGCGCCGCCGCCUUUGCGUUCGCCAUCCUGCGGUACCGUGCUGGUCAAUGCGGACUGCACAUCGCAAUGUGGGAACAACUAAAAUGGACGCCAUUCAACACUAUAUUCUUCAUGGGAUUGUCUAUCCCUGUCGCCGAAGCGCUCUUGGCCCACCCCUUCGGCUACGACAUGCAGUGGGCGGCGACGGUCAAGGAGGCGACCUACAGCACGAUCUUCACCGAACUGCCGUCAAUCUUCAGGAAAUUCCGGACGACAUUCGCGCUCUGCUUCGCCUGCAUCGUCAUGGUCGUCGUUUUCGCCUUCAUACCAAUCAUGGAGUACCAGAUUCUGGACUGGGUUUCGCUCAUUCCGCUGCUACUCUGCGUUCUUGGGCACAUUCUGUACCCAUUCCUACUCAACCCCGCCAUCAUGUCCUUGCGCUUCUAG